AUGGCCCUUCGAAGCAUUUUAUGGCUAUUGCCAGCGCUCAUGCUUUUGGUGAAGGCGCUACCUUCGAAGGAGCACUUCAAGGUAGCGGAGGAAUUACUUCCAGGUGUUUCAAGUAUUCCAAAGGAUUUCCUUCCUGAAAUGUAUGCAGGGCAGCUAGAGUUACAUGACCAUCAACCAAAUGAUGGGAAGUUAUUUUUUUGGAGGUUUAGUGAAAAGAAGGAAAAUACUAGUGAUACAAUAGUAUUGUGGUUAAAUGGCGGUCCCGGGUGCUCUUCCAUUGAUGGUGUGUUUCUCGAAUUAGGACCUUUUAGAGUUGAUGAGACUGGGAAACUGUAUGUUAAUGACGGGUCAUGGCAUACAAAGGCGGACAUAUUGUUUAUAGACCAACCAGUUGGAACAGGUUUUUCCAUCGGAGGACCUUUUAAGAGCUAUCAUGAUAAUCUAGAAGCAGUCUCUGAAGAUUUUAUUGCGUUUAUGAUCAAUUACUUUACCGUAUUCCCAGAAGAUCGUGCUAAGAAGUUGAUUCUUGCCGGUGAGUCGUUUGCCGGCCAGUAUAUACCAUAUUUUGCGCAUAGCAUGUUAGAAUAUAAUAAGAACUCCGAGAAUGGAGUGCCAUUUUUCAAUUUGGACAGGCUGCUAAUUGGUAACGGUUGGAUUGCACCUGACCAGCAAAGUUUAUCGUAUGUUCCAUUCCUUAUGAAAAAGGGUAUCCUAAGCAGAAAACACGAUAACCUGCAUGUGAUUUUACAACAGCAAGAGAAAUGCCAGAAUGCGAUCAAUAGUGGAUCACCCAACUUUCAGAGCGAGCAGUGUGACAAAAUUUUAAAUAUACUUCUGGAACUGCUUUUAGAUCGUAAAGCCCCAGUCAAUGAGCAGUGUAUUAAUAUCUACGACUAUAGAUUACGGGCUUCGUAUCCAGGUUGUGGUAUGGACUGGCCACCAGAUCUCCCAAACAUAGCGAAAUUCUUUGACAUUGAAGGUGUUCUAGACGCACUUCAUAUAGAUUCGACGCAGGUUUCUAGGUGGGUAGAAUGCAAUGGGGACAUUCUUGAUAUUUUGGGGAGUCCUUCUUCUAAGCCGUCAAUACACCUAUUUCCUGACCUUUUAGAAUCUGGAUUGGAAAUUGUUUUAUUCAACGGUGAUAAGGAUAUUGUUUGCAAUAAUCUCGGUAUUGAAGCCAUAAUACGAGAUUUAACAUGGGCAGGUUCAACAGGGUUCACAGAAAACGUCAAACAAUACGAUUGGGUUGAUGAAAAUAGAGAUACGCAAGUUAGGACGCCAGUCGGAAUUAUUCAGAAGGAUAGAGGAUUGACUUUUAUCUCCGUUUACAAUGCUUCCCAUAUGGUUCCUUACAAUAUUGGCAGAGUUGGUGCAGGAUUAAUAGAUAUCGCUAGGAACCGCGCUAAAAUUGUUCAAGAUAAGAGUGAAACUGCUGAUAUGAAUUCCGGAACAAUGAUCAGCUAUUCCCAUGGGAAAGGAACUCACGAUCACAAUAGUAGCAACGGAUCAACCGCGGACUUAAAAGGGAGAGGAAGAUUUGGAGCAUUGGCAUUUAUGGUGCUAGCUUCAUUGAGCUUGACUAUGGUAUCAGUUGUUGUAUACUACAUUUUGCGGGACCAAGACAAGCCACCAAUCCUCAUUGGAAUGUUCGGUGCGCAACCACUUGGUCAGGGGGAUUUCACUGAUAAUAUAGAGUUAGGCACUUACGUUCCAGAGCCAGGCACUUGUGUUCCAGAGCCAAGAGAACAAUGGUAUAAAAAAUUCGGUAGCAGAAAGGGUGCUUACUCGAAGCUGCCUCAACCGCACGAAGCCGCUACAUAA
Molecule: messenger RNA, 1821 nt
Organism: Eremothecium sinecaudum
Lineage: Eukaryota; Fungi; Ascomycota; Saccharomycetes; Saccharomycetales; Saccharomycetaceae
Product: S10 family peptidase
Exons: 1
Coding region: 1-1821 (606 amino acids)
Biological process (GO): apoptotic process; proteolysis
Cellular component (GO): trans-Golgi network
Molecular function (GO): serine-type carboxypeptidase activity
Source: RefSeq, a predicted model, not a curated record